AUGAGUGCCCCAAUCACCGGGGAAAUCCUUGACCUGGGUGGAGAUGCAGCGCCAAUCACUUGGGAAGAUGCCCUUGCAAAAGCUAAGGCUAUCGGAGAGCCGAUUAUUCGCGCUGCGCGCCAGAGAAACGUCAGAGAGCAGGAGGACAACGCAUGCAAUGAGAUUCUACCUAUUCUUCGGCGCGGCCCUGGAGCUCACCGCAACUCCGACGCUUACAGAUCUUUUCAUCAGCCCCUGGAAGCCGAGGGUGUGGAAGCAGCACACCCGUGGUUGAUUGUGCCGCCUACUUCCAUCCCCGACAAGGGCUACAUCGAACCAGAUCCUGAAGUGAAUUGGCGUGCUGCAAGUGGGACUGAUGAGAAGUUCUUGUCUCAGUGGAAGAAGUACGAAGAGUCCCCCUCCUGCUGGCCACAGCUCAACUCGAAAGGUUACAAUAGCUACACACUGGGUUCCGAGCCCGAUGAGAACUGGGAUUACACGCCCCAAGGUUUUCCAACAACUGUGAGCAACCCUCCUGGAUACGUGCAGCACGACUUUGGGUGCAAUUGGCACUUUUCGUCAACACAUUCCUGGAAUCGGGAGGGUUAUCUUGAGUGUUUCUGGAAAUGGCUGCUCAAGAUUCCUAUGCAGGCUAAUGUCGUCAACAUCUACCAUAAGCCGUUCUACGAUGGCACUGCAGUCCCCGAUGGUGGGUACUCUCUCAUGAUUCAGGAUAUCGAGCACCUUCCUACUCCACGAGACGAAAAAGAUGAGGAAACUCGCCUUCACUGGCAUGAGACCUCAAACAGCUUUAUCCUCAAUAUGCAGUGUCUUGAAAUGGAGAAUAUGGGAUUCAGAGACUUGCAGUUCCAGGCUCUUGCCGAGAAAAAGGCAAAUAAGCAGUUUCCGCUUAAGGGCGCGGAUUGGCAAACGAUCGAAGCGUUCCGCGAGAUGUCUAAUCCAGCCCGCGCCAGCGCCUACCUACGCCCCGUCAAAUCCAGUGACGUCCCUGCUCUUCACCGAAUCUUCAAGUGGUAUGCCGCAAAUUCUUUCGUCAGCCCAUAUGAAGAUCCCAUGAGUCAAUCCACUGUGACAGAGAUCGUCAAAAGGUGCCGCAAAGAUAACCUCCCCUUCAUUGUAGCCGUCCCGCCAGACGAUGACAAGACUGAUAACAUUGAGGACAUCGUCGGAUUCGCCUACAUCAGAAGGGUUAGUGAGCUGGAUGUCGACAAGUGGACAGGUGAGCUACAGGUGUUCGUAUCCCCCAACGCCACCCACAAACACAUUGGCUGGUCAUUGAUCCAUAUGAUCUUAUCUAUUGUUGAUAUCAAGCACCCUCGAGGUAGUCCUUGUUACGAGUGGAAGCCCACGUUGGAAGUUCCGUAUUACCAAGGAAGUAUGCAUCCAAUGCAUACCCUUCUUGUGGUACUUUCACACCCUUCCAAUGAGGAUAAGUCGUAUGACUGGCUCCGAGAGUGGUUACAGCGUGAGUUCAAGUUCAAAGAGCAGGGUGUGUUGAAGGGAAUCAGAAUGAAGAACUCUACUUGGAUGGAUGCCCACUAUCUGGCUCGUAUUAUUCGGCCUUCUAUGGAGUCCAUGGUUCGUGAGUCCGCAAGCUAA
Messenger RNA from Penicillium malachiteum, 1599 nucleotides. RefSeq names its product GNAT family N-acetyltransferase. The transcript has 2 exons. Bases 1 to 1599 code for a protein of 532 amino acids. NCBI's taxonomy places the organism in Eukaryota, Fungi, Ascomycota, Eurotiomycetes, Eurotiales, Aspergillaceae. The record is from RefSeq and is a predicted model, not a curated record.